AUGGCUGGCCUCUUUCAACUGUUCACUCUGAAGUGCAGCCCACCCAAUGACCCCCAAGACAUCUCAUUCGACGGCAAAGUGGUGCUCUUGACUGGCGCCACCUCAGGUGUAGGGUUCGAGGCUGCUCUCAAGAUCUUGGAUCUGGGCGCCGAGAAACUCAUCAUUGGAGCCCGCAGUGUCGAACGAGGCAAGGCAGUCAAGAUGAGACUCGAGAGGGCCACCGGUCGACCCAACGCCGUGAAGAUUUGGGAGCUUGAAAUGAGCUCUUUCCGCAGCGUCAAGAGUUUCGUUGAUCGGGUGAACAAUGAGCUCAACCGCCUCGACAUUGUCAUCCUCAACGCCGGUAUCUGGAACUCUGCAUACCAUCAAUCCCCCGAGGGCUGGGAGGAGACCCUUCAGGUCAAUACACUGUCCACCUCCAUGCUGGCUCUACUCUUGAUCCCCAAGCUCCGGAAGAGCGCCACAGCCACCGAUCCCGCUCACCUCAGCGUCGUCACCAGCCAGAAAUUUGUCCGGGUCAAAGCUCACACUCUGCAAACUGAUGACCUCCUGUUGCCGUUUCUCAACCAUUCUGUGAAUUUCAAAGGUGCCAAGCAGUACGGAAUUUCAAAGCUGUUGCUUGAGUUUGUGGUUAAGAAAAUCGCCGGACUCUCACGCAACGAAGAUGGCUCUCAUCCCCUCAUUGUCAACACUGUCAGCCCUGGCUUUUGCAUCUCGAGUUUGGGUCGUCAGUACAACCAGUGGUACGAGAGGUGCGUUCGAUGGGUGUUCUCCAAGUUAUUUGCCCGGACUGCCGAGGAAGGAAGUCGUUCGUUGGUCAGUGCUACGGUUCAGGGCGUGGAGUCUCAGGGAAGGUGCUGGCACAGCGAUACAUACCUCGAUGAAUCCGGUGCUUUGACUACGGGCCCCAAUGCCGAGGAUCUCCAGGAGAAGGUCUGGACCGAGAUCAUUGCUGUGCUGGAGGAGGAGGCCCCUGAGGUUUCCAUCAUCGCUCGUGGUGUUUACCAGGGAGUUUAG
Messenger RNA from Penicillium salamii, 1017 nucleotides. Lineage: Eukaryota; Fungi; Ascomycota; Eurotiomycetes; Eurotiales; Aspergillaceae. The record is from the annotation of a GenBank genome assembly.